Molecule: messenger RNA, 521 nt
Organism: Hemibagrus wyckioides
Lineage: Eukaryota; Metazoa; Chordata; Actinopteri; Siluriformes; Bagridae
Product: histone H2B type 1-A-like
Exons: 2
Coding region: 146-445 (99 amino acids)
Molecular function (GO): protein heterodimerization activity
Source: RefSeq, a predicted model, not a curated record
CUCCGCCCCCUAUAAUCAGUGCAGGCUGUAUAAAGAGGAUAUGCUGCACCUGCAUAAAGGGUUGAAAAGGUAAGCAGGUAACGGGGUUUUGUUGGACAGAACUUUUCAGCAGCAGUUUGGUGAAAGGUCUUCGGCAGCUUUUACGAUGAAAACCCCGCACAAUGGAGCAGCUCUGAAGAAGCAGAAGCGUGCGAGCAGAAAAGCCCGGAGACCCACCAAGGCGUACUGCAACUAUAUUUACAAGCUCAAUAAGGCGAGUCCGGCUGUUAAAGACACUGUUGCGGUACCCGGAUGGCUGCGCGCAGAGCUGUGCACGCGCGUCGGUACGGAAGCCGCGCGCCUUGCCAAGUUCAACAGGCGCGGCACGAUCACGCAGCGCGAGGUGUGCUCUGCUGUGCGCGCGCUGAGGAAGGGCACGCGGAAGACAACGGCGAACGCGCACUGACUCUUAAUAGAACUUUUUCUUUUUAACCUGUGACGUCCCUUUUUGUGGUUUAAAUAAAGGUGUUUUAUGAUGCUGA